Saccostrea cuccullata (small rock oyster) is the source of this 961-nucleotide messenger RNA. RefSeq names its product interferon-induced protein 44-like. The transcript is spliced from 6 exons. The record is from RefSeq and is a predicted model, not a curated record. The coding region runs from base 20 to 904 and encodes 294 amino acids. NCBI's taxonomy places the organism in Eukaryota, Metazoa, Mollusca, Bivalvia, Ostreida, Ostreidae.
AGAGAAAAGAAAGAAAUAUAUGGAGCCCCUACAGAAUCCUUGGAGAACAAUAUCUGCUAAAUGGGAGGAUCCUUGGGCUAAAGAGUUCAAACAGGAGCUUCUGCAGAAAAUAAUCACGAUGAGACCAGAUGGAGACAUAAGUUAUUUUAAUAUUUUACUUCUUGGUCAAGCUGCUUCUGGAAAGUCAUCAUUCUUUAAUACCUGUGCAACAGCAAUAACCAAUGACGACAGAAUAGUGACGACAAACCUGGUCUACCAAAAGGCCUCGAAAAGUGUCACCACAGCUCUUGAAUCAAUUCCAAUGCAAACGAAAGAAGGGAAGAUCUUACCGCUGCGGCUAUUUGAUUGCAGAGGACUUAAUGUUGAAUACGGGGUUCCAACAGAGGACAUUAGAGCAAUCGUUGAAGGACGUGUUAAAAGCGGAUACAAGAUCAAUCCGGUAGCGGCUAUAGACGAAAAUGAUGCUUAUUAUAGAAAGAACCCAGAAACAAAGGACCGCAUGCACUGUAUUGUGUAUGUCGCCAAUGCUGAGAAUCCUUCCGAACAUUUGACGGAUCACAAAACCGAGGAGCAAUUACGAUUUGUUCGAGAAAAUCUAGCCUCGCAGCAUUUACCACAGACAGUUCUUUUCAAUAAGGUUGAUAAGCUUCGCAUCUCAAACUCAAAUAGCUUGCGGGAUAUCUUUCGAAGUCAGAAUGUGAGAGAUACAUGUACGAAAGCUGCCGAGUACAUGCAGAUCCCAUUAACGAAUGUUUUCCCAAUGGCAAACUACCACGAGGAAAAUCUUCCCACACUGGAAAAGGACAUUCUAGCCCUCUUCUAUCUCCUGACCAUGAUGCAAAAGGCUAACGACUUUAUCAAACGUCUUACCAAGAAAGAUGCUCCAAAGGAUUUUUACGAUUAAUUUUUACAAAAUCUGCUUCUCCUUAGUUGCUCACGGAGACAUUGUAUGAUAGUAAAA